ACUUUCAUGGUAUUGAUUGUACAGAUGUUAUGCCAAGUGUCAUCCCUAGAAUAGAGCCGGAAAACAACUUGCAACAAAAGACUAAUAGUAUAAUCGCUUAAGUACAAUCGCAAUGGACUCCGACGCGGCACAAAAGACCUGGGAGCUGGAGAAUAACAUCCAGACGUUGCCCAGUUGUGACGAGAUCUUUCGCUACGAUGCAGAGCAGCAGCGUCAGAUCAUCGACGCAAAGCCCUGGGAGAAGGAUCCCCACUUCUUUAAGGAUAUUAAAAUCUCGGCUCUGGCGCUCCUAAAGAUGGUGAUGCACGCUCGCUCUGGCGGUACUCUGGAGGUGAUGGGCCUAAUGCUUGGCAAGGUCGAGGACAACACAAUGAUUGUCAUGGAUGCAUUUGCACUGCCAGUGGAGGGCACUGAGACCCGCGUCAAUGCCCAGGCCCAAGCGUACGAGUACAUGACCGCUUACAUGGAGGCGGCUAAAGAGGUGGGACGCAUGGAACACGCCGUGGGCUGGUACCACAGCCAUCCAGGUUACGGCUGCUGGUUGUCCGGCAUCGAUGUGUCCACCCAGAUGCUUAACCAGACAUACCAAGAGCCAUUUGUGGCCAUUGUGGUUGAUCCUGUGCGCACUGUUUCCGCUGGUAAGGUUUGUCUAGGUGCAUUCCGCACCUAUCCGAAGGGUUAUAAGCCACCAAACGAGGAGCCCUCGGAGUAUCAGACCAUCCCGCUGAACAAGAUCGAAGACUUUGGUGUCCACUGCAAGCAGUACUAUCCCUUGGAAAUUAGCUACUUCAAGUCGGCAUUGGACCGCAAGCUGCUUGACUCUCUGUGGAACAAGUACUGGGUAAACACACUGGGCAGCUCGGGUCUGCUCACUAAUACAGAGUACACCACCGGUCAGAUCAUGGAUCUCUCUGAGAAGCUGGAGCAGAGUGAGAACUUUUUAGGUCGCGGAACCGAUGUCAACGAGAAGCGUUCCGAGGAUAAGCUGUCCAAGGCCACGCGAGACUGCAGCCGCUCAACCAUUGAACUGAUACACGGCCUGAUGGCACAGAUCGUUAAGGACAAACUGUUCAACAAGGUUGGACUGGGCAAAUAGUUCAACACUUAAGAUUUCGCAAAUUCCUAAUGAACUUUAAAAUACAUUGUGAAUUUUCUUUGCAAAUGGGCGAUUUAUUAGCCUUUUCCGUGGGAAAUACUUUAAUUAAGUCAAGCUUAUCCAAAAAAAUUAAAGAAUAUAUAAAAUUGUCUCUCAUGCUGAUAAAAAACUUUCAAAAGCUUUUACGUUUGAUAAAAGUCCAAUACAUUUUGUAGAAAACCUUUUGCCCCCUAA
Messenger RNA from Drosophila erecta, 1330 nucleotides. It is a transcript of the gene CSN5, whose product is annotated as COP9 signalosome complex subunit 5. Gene Ontology annotation, molecular function: deNEDDylase activity; protein binding; metallopeptidase activity. NCBI's taxonomy places the organism in Eukaryota, Metazoa, Arthropoda, Insecta, Diptera, Drosophilidae. Gene Ontology annotation, cellular component: cytoplasm; COP9 signalosome. Gene Ontology annotation, biological process: protein deneddylation. Bases 113 to 1096 code for a protein of 327 amino acids. The transcript is spliced from 3 exons. The record is from RefSeq and is a predicted model, not a curated record.